Messenger RNA from Bombyx mandarina (wild silkworm), 704 nucleotides. Its product is annotated as peptidoglycan-recognition protein LB-like. Gene Ontology annotation, molecular function: zinc ion binding; N-acetylmuramoyl-L-alanine amidase activity; peptidoglycan binding. The record is from RefSeq and is a predicted model, not a curated record. NCBI's taxonomy places the organism in Eukaryota, Metazoa, Arthropoda, Insecta, Lepidoptera, Bombycidae. Gene Ontology annotation, biological process: innate immune response; peptidoglycan catabolic process.
UAAAAAACACCAACAUAUAACAGUGGAGCGUCUUAAAUAUCGUACGUAUAUAAAGAAAGAAUUUAUAUAAUACAUUACAUUGAUUGAUUGGUCAUAAACGAACGAUGGCUGGUCUAUUUUUAUUCAUUGCCAUCAGCUUAAUCUCGGUAGUGACUGCAUUACCUAGUCCAAUACAAACAGCUAGUGCGUAUUCCUUCCCUUUCGUAAGCCGAGAGGAGUGGGGUGCAAGGCCGUCAACAGCGUCAUCACCCCUUGGAGUUAGUCCAGUGCCCAUAGUAGUGAUCCAUCACAGCUAUAUUCCCAGAAUAUGCUUAACUCGGGCAAACUGUGAGAGAGAUAUGCGCAACAUGCAGAGAGUGCACCAAGUAACCAAUGGCUGGACAGAUAUCGGAUAUAAUUUCGCUGUCGGCGGAGAAGGAACUGUGUUCGAGGGCCGUGGCUGGAGUUCACUUGGAGCUCACACAUUCGGCGUCAACACCCGAAGCAUCGGAAUCUUGUUGAUUGGAGAUUUUAUUACUAAUAAACCGCCACAGGCGCAGCUACAAUCCGUCAAGGACCUGAUCGAAGCUGGUGUGAGGCUCGGUCACAUCCGAUCCGAUUACAAACUCAUCGGACACAGACAAGUCACUCCCACUGAAUGCCCUGGACAGAGAUUGUUUGAUGAAAUCUCAAAAUGGGAUCACUUUUCACUUAAUUGGGAUUGA